Messenger RNA from Puma concolor (puma), 1494 nucleotides. RefSeq names its product SPEM family member 2 (gene SPEM2). NCBI's taxonomy places the organism in Eukaryota, Metazoa, Chordata, Mammalia, Carnivora, Felidae. The record is from RefSeq and is a predicted model, not a curated record.
AUGGAAAACCAGCUCUAUUAUGACAGCCUGGGGUCCUGCAGUCUAUACCAAGAAGCUCCCCAGGGUGCCAACGACUUACUGCUCCUGCUGCUGGGUCUCGUCAUUCUUGUCAACAUUGGGAUCAACGUGGUAACUGCGAUGUGGCAUGGACUCCAGAAUGCCUUAGACAAGAUGAUACAUUGGAUUCAUCUGAAAAAUGAAAUCUUCCAGGCUUCCGAAGUUUCCCCCAAAGACGCCCCGGCCAAGACCCAAGACGUUCACAUCCACUGUGCCCUGGACCCUGUAGAAGUGAAGAUGGCCCGGCCCACCUGCCAUCGCUCUUCCUCCUACCGCUGUCUCCGCAGCCCCCGCUGCAGCUGUCGCCGCCACCGCCGCUGCAGCCACCGCCGUGGCCGGCACCCCGGCCACCACCGCCCCUGCAGCCACCAGUGGGGACUGAGGAACCAUAGGCAUUUCCCCCCCAACCGCUCCGUCUUCCACAGUCACUGUCACAGCCCCAAGAUGUCACAGCUGCGGCCAGUGCCCUCCUUUGAUGAGGACAACCUAGACUCCUGCCUGGAGGAGGAUGACCUAUCCUUCCCGCACCCCAAGUACCCAUGGCGGGGCUGGGGAGGGCUCUACCAGCCGGUGGGCCUGCCCUCCAACUUGGGGCCGUGGGGCCGCCAGGGUGGGAUCCUGGCCAGCCUGCCACCACCUUCUCUGUACCUGUCACCUGAGCCGCGCCGCAUGCCCAAGCGCGUGGAGGCCAAGUCGGAGCUGAGGCUGCAGUCCUACGGGCCCCACUGCCCCCAGUCCCGAAUCUGGGGCAAUCUGGAGGCUGAGCAGCGGACCCUGUCUCCACCACCCGUCCGCCGGCUGCCCCCCGGCCCCUCCUGGGUCCCCGCGGGACACAGCCCUUACCCCUCAGGGGCCCAGCUACUCCAUGACUCCCGGGAUCAGCGGUGGCGUGGUCUGGAGGGCUCCGGACCCCCCUGUGCCCUGGUGCCCUGGGGGUCCCGGCCCGAGGCCCGGGAGCCCUGCUCCCCCCAGGCCCACCGGCAGAGCCUCCCUGGCCACGCUCACAGCCAGUCCAACCGCAGCCCCCACCCAUCCACGGGGCACUUGGGCUACGGCGCCCGGGACCCCCACGAGGUUCGGCGCCGGACGGGCGAAUGCACCGAGGCAACGCCCGCCCGGCACCCUCUGACCACCGCAUCCCUCACCGUGCUGGACGAGACCUCCCACCGACGGGCCCCGGCUCCCGGCUCAGCCCUGCUGCCCCGCUCCUCCCAGCCCCUGCCCGAAGUCCAGGCUCCGGAGCCGCCCCCAGCCCAGCCCACCUUCAGGCCACUCAGCCGGACCCCGGGGGCCAAUGGCAGCUACCAGGUAUACGACAGCCUGGAGCUGAAGCGGCAGGUCCAGGAGAGCAGAGCGCGGGCCAGCUCCCUGCCGCCCCCCUGCACCUCGGCCUCCAGGCCCUCCCUGCACAGGAGCCCGAACGGGAAACUCCACUGA